Messenger RNA from Manacus vitellinus (golden-collared manakin), 1788 nucleotides. Its product is annotated as integrin alpha-9-like. The record is from RefSeq and is a predicted model, not a curated record. NCBI's taxonomy places the organism in Eukaryota, Metazoa, Chordata, Aves, Passeriformes, Pipridae. Gene Ontology annotation, biological process: integrin-mediated signaling pathway; cell-cell adhesion; cell adhesion mediated by integrin. Bases 92 to 1177 code for a protein of 361 amino acids. Gene Ontology annotation, molecular function: integrin binding. The transcript is spliced from 12 exons. Gene Ontology annotation, cellular component: external side of plasma membrane; integrin complex.
CUCCCAUCCAGAGUACAAGAAGAAAUACGGGGAGGAGCACGGUUCAUGCCAGGCAGGGAUCGCAGGCUUCUUCACCGAGGAGCUGGUCAUCAUGGGGGCACCAGGAUCGUAUUAUUGGACAGGAACUGUCAAAGUACUGAAUCUCACUGACAACACAUAUUACAAGCUGAAUGAUGAUGCCGUGAUAGCCAGGCGGUACACAUACCUUGGAUAUGCAGUGACAGCAGGUCAUUUCUCUCAGCCAACUACCACUGACAUUGUAGGAGGAGCUCCCCAGGAUGGAGGCAUUGGAAAGGUUUAUAUUUUUAGAACAGACAGACGAUCAGGCUCUCUAAUAAAGAUUUUUCAGGCUUCAGGAAAAAAGAUGGGCUCUUACUUUGGCUCCUCCUUAUGUGCAGUUGAUCUGAAUUCUGAUGGGUUGUCAGACCUGCUGGUUGGAGCACCUAUGUUUUCUGAGAUCAGAGAUGAGGGUCAAGUCACAGUCUAUAUCAACAGAGGAAACGGAGUGCUGGAAGAGCAGCUCAUCCUGGAUGGUGACAACGCUUAUAAUGCACACUUUGGGGAGACCAUAGCCACCCUUGGUGACAUUGAUGACGAUGGCUUCCCAGAUGUUGCCAUUGGAGCACCUAAGGAGGAUAACUACGUAGGAGCAGUGUACAUUUACCAUGGGGAUUCCAAUGGUAUUAUACCUCAGUACUCUAUGAAGCUGUCUGGGCAAACAAUAAACCCAAAGCUGCGUAUGUUUGGCCAGUCCAUAUCAGGGGGAGUUGAUAUGGAUAGCAAUGGUUAUCCAGAUAUGACUGUUGGAGCCUUCUUGUCAGACAAUGUGGUACUUCUGAGAUCCAGGCCUGUCAUUACCGUGGACAUCUCCAUUUUCCUGCCCGUCUCUAUCAAUAUCACAGCUCCUCAGUGCCAUGAUGGCUUGCAGCCAGUGAACUGCCUCAAUGUCACAGCAUGCUUUCGCUUCAGCGGCAAGCAUGUUCCUGGAGAAAUAGGUUUGAAUUAUAACUUGACUGCUGAUGUGGCAAAGAAGGAAAAGAACCAUCAACCCAGAGUUUACUUUGUGACUUCUGGAGAGACAGCAGGGCAGAUCACAGAGAAGUUACAACUGUCAUAUAUGCAGGAAAAGUGCGAGCAUUACCUGGCAUAUGUCAAGGGAUUUGUUUUUUUGGUAUAAGGAAUGGCAAACAAAAACGUGAGAAAAUGGAACGUGGUAUAAGAGGAAAAGAAGCGGAAGUUGCAGAAGGACAUAGAAUCAGAGAAGAUUAAGAAAACAAAUGGAUUUUGAGUCUUUACAUGUGUCUCCUUAAUGUCUGGGCAUGCAACUGAAAUGCAGAGUUUUCUCUUGGGAACCGCACUUGUUUGAUGGUGUUCAGAAGACUUGUGCUGUGUGCUUAAGAGGUUCUGUGAUCAAGGCAGUAACUCUGAGGAAACAUUGUUUCCCUUUUCCACUAACUGCCCUGGUUGUUUUCUGCUUAGUGGGCUCCCCUAAUAUUUAGGAUAGAUUUAUCCGUGGAUAGGACAAGAGAAUUUGGUACAGAUGGCAAAGCACAUUGUGCUGGCAGAUUUAUGCAGGGUCAAAACAUCUUCCUUGUUUUAUCACAAAGGUAUAAUGGUGAUGAUGGUGAAAGCCCCUUGUAGAAUUGCUACAUUUAUUAAAGAAGCGUUGUCUGGUUUCUUACCCCACUGUGAACCAGCUAGCUGGGCUGCCUGUUGCUACCGCACACUGCUGUCUGUGUGCAGAGUGAAUGUUGUAAUAGCUGCAAACACCAUCAGCAGUCCUGGCUC